AUGCUAGCUUCUUCUGCAUCCGCCGCCGCCCGCAGCGGCAGAAGGGCAGUAACUUCGUCCUUUCAUCAACUACAGCAAGUCAGAAAUGUUUCCAAAGAUAUACGUUUUGGUUCCGAUGCUCGCAUGCAGAUGUUGGCAGGCUGCAAUCGUCUAGCAGACGCAGUUGGGGUCACUUUGGGGCCAAAGGGGCGCAAUGUAGUGAUUGCGCAGCCUUUCGGCUCGCCCAAGAUAACGAAGGACGGCGUGACGGUUGCCAAGGCGGUGGAGUUGGCGAACAAAACUGAAAACCUUGGCGCCCAGUUGCUGAAACAGGUGGCAGCCACUACAAAUGACAUUGCCGGUGACGGCACGACCACUGCCACUAUCUUGGGCCGGGCUAUCUUCAAGGAGGGGUGCAAAGCGAUUGACGCUGGCAUGAACCCUAUGGACGUCCUCCGAGGCAUUCACCUGGCGGUUGAGCACGUGUUGUCGGCUCUGUCUGCGUCGCGGAAGGAGAUCUCGACGACGGAGGAAAUCGUCUCAGUAGCAACGAUCAGCGCGAACGGUGACGCGCAAGUGGGGCAGUUGAUAGGGGAGGCUAUGAAGAAGGUGGGCCGUGAGGGAACGAUUACCGUCUCGGAGGGGAAGGCACUGCAGCACGCGCUGGAGGUGGUGGAGGGGCUGAGAUUUGACCGAGGAUAUCUCAGCCCGUACUUCAUAACGAACGCGAAGGAACAGAAAGUUGAACUGGACGCGCCAUACGUCCUUCUGGUUGACAAGAGAUUGUCCCAAAUACAACAACUCCUCCCCGCCCUUGAGUUCGUCCUGCAGAACCAGGCAGCACUGCUCAUCAUUGCGGAGGACGUUGAGAGCGAGGCCCUUGCGACACUGGUAGUCAACAAACUGCGUCUCGGCCUCCGCGUCUGUGCGGUGAAGGCCCCCGGUUUCGGUGACGGCCGCAAAGCGCAGCUCUACGACCUGGCCACCCUCACAGGGGGCAAGGUGCUCAGCGACGACACGCCUUCCAUUGGAGACGAAAAGGCAGACAUCGUUGGGAUGCUGGGCCGUGCGAAGAGCGUGGUGGUCACGAAGGACUCGACGUUGAUGAUGGAGGGCAACGGAUCAAAGACAGACAUUUCUGAAAGGUGUGAACAGCUGAGGAACCUCAUCAAGCAGACCAGCUCUGAGUACGAAAAGGAGAAGCUGCAGGAGCGCCUUGCACGGUUAACUGGGGGAGUGGCGGUGAUAAAGGUUGGUGGAGCCUCUGAGGUGGCGGUAGGCGAGGCGAAAGACCGAAUUCAAGACGCCCUGUGCGCUACACGAGCUGCAGUUGAGGAGGGUAUUGUCCCAGGAGGAGGCGUCGCUCUUCUCUAUGCUUCGCAGGUGAUGCUGCUUUUCCUGCAGGUUGUGGUGCUAUUGCUGCUGAUUCAGCUGCUGUUGGUGUUACUGGCGCUGUUGGUGGUGGAUUCGAUGCUUGUUACUGUCGUUGGUAUUAUCCGUUUGUUAUUGUUUGCUGUUGUUUUGCUAAUGGUCGAUAACGCAGAACAGCGCAUGGGCGUCGAGAUCGUCGAGAAGGCGUGCCAGGUGCCGUGCAAACUCAUUGCAGAUAACGCAGGACACGAGGGGGCGGUGGUUGUUGGUAAUCUGUUGCGCCUCAAGGACAAUAAGAUGGGCUUCAACGCACAGACAGGCUGCUACGUGAACAUGGUUGAAGCAGGCAUCAUAGACCCAACCAAAGUUGUCAAGACUGCCUUGAGCGACGCCUCUUCAGUGGCAUCCCUGAUGGCAACAACAGAGGCCUCUAUCGUAGAUGCCCCCGAGAAGAACCCACCCCAGGGAGAGGGGAUGGGGGCUCCAGGAGGCGGCAUGCCCAUGGGGGGAAUGUUCUAA
Messenger RNA from Eimeria mitis, 1869 nucleotides. RefSeq names its product heat shock protein 60, putative. Bases 1 to 1869 code for a protein of 622 amino acids. Gene Ontology annotation, biological process: protein refolding. Lineage: Eukaryota; Apicomplexa; Conoidasida; Eucoccidiorida; Eimeriidae. Gene Ontology annotation, molecular function: ATP-dependent protein folding chaperone; ATP binding. The record is from RefSeq and is a predicted model, not a curated record. The transcript has 9 exons.